Molecule: messenger RNA, 4428 nt
Organism: Botrytis porri
Lineage: Eukaryota; Fungi; Ascomycota; Leotiomycetes; Helotiales; Sclerotiniaceae
Exons: 15
Coding region: 1-4428 (1475 amino acids)
Source: RefSeq, a predicted model, not a curated record
AUGGAGGAUCAUGGGCUCGCGUUACAUCGCGCGUUCCAUGAGAAAGCUUUGGCAGUUGCACCUACAGCUGAAAGAGCACCGGGCGAAUUUUGGGCAGCUGUGCUUGAGCCUGAUAAGAAUGCCUCGAACUUGAAUUCGGAAAAUGUGCAUUGGUUCAAGGUCAAAGGCAAACACACUGUUGCGAAAGUACAAAAAGCAUUUCACAAGAAAUGCGGGGUUAUGGUUUUACUUCACCAAGGUCAUCACAUGGUACCGUUGACAAGCCAGAUGCAACAAAUCAAUCAUUUUAAUGAUAGAUUUAUCAUUUUUUGGAGUACAAAAGCUGCUUCUGGCGAUAACGUCUCUGACACCAGACGAACGCCAUUACAAUCAAUCGAUGAUGCAACACAAAAUCGCAUGCAAUCUGCAUCUGAAACACCCAAAAAAUUGAGGCCCGACCCUGAACCAACACUGGUUACGGUGAAGGCAGAACCAGUUGUCUCAACUAUCUUUCCAAGCCCCUUCAACACGCCUGCCAUCUCCCGCUCAGUGUCUGAAGUUGGACAGUUUCCAACCCCUAGACCUUUAGGAUCAGGCUCAACUCAACUAAGUGCACCUGCGUCAGAACCCACUUCUGGUUAUAAGGCGUUCGCUGACGCUCAUCGUAAAAACUACUGGGAAUCCAAAGGUACACCUGCUUCAAUCGAGACUGAUUUGAUGGUGUCAUGGGCUGUGUUAACGCCCGCAUCGCGCCAAUUCUGGGAAUCGAAAGCUCGGAAGAAUGGCAACAAUACACCCUCACCGGGCAAUUCUUCUGCGUCGAAUCCCCUCCUAGGUUUCGAGUCCUUUGCUGAAAUACAUCGUGGGAACUACACAAGCUCAAGCGCAACACCCGCUGAAAUCGACUCCUCUCUGCGCAGGACCUGGGAUAAAAUGCCAGCUCAAGCCCGUGAGUACUAUUCAACAAAGGAUGUCCAGAAGUCGAAUCUUCCCAUAGCAAAUUACGGCCCUCCCUCGCCUAAACAUGCUGUUGAUACAAAGCACCUUUCAGAAACUCCCGGUAUCUCAGCCAAUGGCCCUCGUGCCCCCAUGGUCGAAGAUGAAACCAUAAUGGAGCCCGUAGAUGACGACUUGGCGACAAAAAAUGAAAAUGGAAGCCCAAAACCAGAACCACAGACUGUCGAACUCGCAAAGCUUAGACUUCAAAAACUCAUGGAUGAUAGCUCACCAGAAGUAUUAGAAGAAGAGGUAAAGAAAACAAACGAUUUCCUCAAUGGCUUAAAAAAGCAUCUCCAAGUACCGGAAGCUCAGGGAAACCAAGACAUAAGCCAUUGGCUGCAACAAAUCGAAACUUUACAAGCCCAGGUUGUUGACACACCUACAAUUAUUGGCGUCGUUGGAAAUACGGGUGCAGGUAAGAGUAGUGUAAUUAAUGCCAUGCUUGAUGAAGAACGCCUAGUGCCCACCAAUUGUAUGCGCGCUUGCACCGCCGUUGUUACAGAAAUUUCAUGGAACUCUAGCGAUGACCCGAACGAGAAGUAUCGAGCAGAGAUUGAGUUUAUCCAAGAAUCUGACUGGGAGAAAGACCUUGCACUUUCUCUGAACGAGUUGAUUGAUGUUUCUGGCAAUCUGGAAUUGCAUAUGCCAAGAUCAAGGCGGGGAAUCUACCCUAACAAAACGCAUGAAACGCUAGCGAAAUCUACCGUUGAGGAGCUUCUAGCCGAAUUCGAUUUUCGCAAAGUUCUCGGAACUACUAAAAGCAUAGAGAAGUCCUCUCCAGAAUUUUUCUACAAGGAACUUCAACGUUAUGUUGACAGCAAAGAAAAGUCUACCAAAGAGAAAGGCAAAUCUAGUGAGAAGAAGAAAGAGAAGAAGACUAUGGAAUUUUGGCCCUUGAUCAAAGUUGUGAGGAUCUUUGUAAAAGCCGAUGCUCUCUCCACUGGAGCUGUUAUUGUCGACUUGCCUGGUGUUCACGACUCAAAUGCAGCUCGCGCCGCUGUGGCAGCUGGCUACAUGAAACAAUGCACCGGUUUAUGGGGUUGUGCGCCUAUUAAUCGAGCAGUCGACGAUAAAGCUGCGAAGUCUCUAUUGGGAGAAUCGUUUAAACGCCAACUCAAGUAUGAUGGGCAAUUCUCGAGGAUUACGUUUAUAUGCUCCAAGACUGAUGAUAUCUCGGUCCUUGAAGCUUCAGAUUCUUUGGGUCUUGAAGAAGUUAUGACAGAAGAUUAUGCAAAGAUUGACCAAAUUGACAAAGAAGUUGAUAAACUUAAUGCAAACAUUGCAGAAUUAAAAGAAAGCAUGGCUGUGUAUAAUGAUGUCUAUCACGAUGCAGACGAGAGCCUAGAUAUUUGGGAUGAUCUGAGACGAGAUUUAGAUGCGGGUAAGACUGUUUACGCUCCCGAAGCUAAGCUUGAGAAAUCUCCCAAGCGAAAGCGAUCUUCUUCACCAAAGAAGCCACGCAAGAAGUCGAAGAAGUCCGAAUCCGAAGAUGAUGACGAUGAUUUUAUUGAUGACGAUGAGGAUGAGGAUCGGGAAGUAGAAGAUGAAGCUUCUGACAAUGAGACCGAAGAUGAGGAAGAAGACCUGGACAGAGGCGAACCUUUAACAAUCGAAGCUAUUGAACAAAAGAUUGACGAGCUCAAGGACACCAAAAAGAAAGCCCGUAAGGAAAAGGUUGCGAUUGAACUUGCAAUCAAAGAUGUCAAAAAUGAAUCGAAGGGGUUCGGUGCGGAAAGAAAGGAAAUUGAUACCAGAAUGAGAGCCAUCUGUAUUGAUGGUCGCAACAAUUAUUCAAAGACCGCUAUUCAGCAAGACUUUGCGACUGGUAUCAAGGAACUCGACAUGGAAAAUGCUGAAGAGGAAGAUGCCGAAAACUUCAACCCGGAUGAGGACAUCAGAGAUUAUGACGCCGUGGCUCGGAGUCUUCCAGUGUUUUGUGUUAGUAGCAGAGCCUAUCAGCAGUUGAAUGGAAGAUUGAAAAAGGACGCUAAAAUCCCGGGCUUUCGUAAUGUCCAGGAAACCGAGCUUGUGUUGUCCUUGUCCUUAUGGUCCAACAAUGAUGAAACCAAUGUCAAUCUUUCAGAUUCGCAAAAGGCCAUGGAGGCGCGCUGGCUUCAGAAAAACGUAAAGGAAUUAGAGGAAAGCCUCGAUAAGGCUGUAGGAAAGUGUGUUAAGGAAAUGAAAGACGCUCUGACCGAGAAUAUUUUCGAAAAGUUCAGCGAAGUGAUCCCUUUGGCUGCGGACCAGGCCCCUGGAAUUGUUGCGAAAUGGGGCUCCCCCGUCAACAAAAUGGAUCGUGCAGCCGGCGGUUUGCAUUUCCAGACGUACAAGGCCGUUACUCGUAGAGAUGGUGUUUAUGGAAACAAGAGUGGAACAUAUGAUUUUAACAGCGACUUGACGGAGCUAAUCAUGAAAUACCUGGCAAGCCAUUGGGAGAAGAAUUUUUCCCGAAGACUUCCCUCUGUAUUGCGUAGUUUCACUACAAAUGCCAAUCUGAUUCUGAAAAAGUUUCAUCAGGCAGUUGAGAGUAGAAGCGUCAAAAAUGGUUCUGGAAUUGCUGGCUUGUCAAUGCUGUCUCAACAACUCCGAACUUACGAAGCAACUUUCUCCAUCUUAACCACGGAAAUGGUCGAAGCUAUUAACAAUCUUCAACGUGAUGCCAAUCGAGAGUUUGUGCCUGUAAUAGCUAGGAGCUUGGCACCUUCUUAUCAAUACUGUGCUAAUGAAAAGGGAGCUGGCAUGUACAUGCGCAUGAAAGGCCAUAUGCGUGCUCAAAUUGAUCAGAAACGCAACUUUAUGUUCAAAGAAUGCUGUGAUGAAGUCAAGACAAGUCUUAAUAAGAUGUGUAGACGAGUCGAAGAGAGCAUGAACAACAAGACCGAUGAAGUUUAUUUGCUUCUGCGUAGGGACUAUUUGCAGGUCCUCAAUGAUGCUCAAGUUGGUGGGGAAGUAAUGCCAAAAUGGGAACGUCACAUGAGAUUGCAAGUUGCUCGUGCAUUGGAGACCUAUGAAAAGGAUGAAGCAGAGAAGGUUCUCAAUAGCGUGAAGGAUGAAAGAUCUGAAGAGACUGAAUUUUUGAAAGAGGAUGAGGCCAUGAAGGAUGCUAAAGCCGAAGAGCCAGUUGGUGGAAAGGGCGAUGAACUUGCCGAAGGCAGUGCAGCUCAGGAUGACGAACUUGACGUUGGUGCCGAAGGAAAUGAUGCAGCAGAGGCAGUUGCUGUCAAAAAUGAGCAACCCACGGAUGCAGAGACCCGCGAUAACGAGGAGUCUGAAACUCAUCAAGAAGCUCCUGAAAUAGAAUCUUCUAAAAUGGAUGUUGAUGCUUCAGCUGCUGAAGUUUCUUCUGCUAGUCUUCCUCCUGCCGAAGUUACCCCAACAGAAGCUGUCUUGGCCGAAGCUACUCCGACCGAAAGUACUUCGACCGAAACUUCUGAGCUCCCUUCCGCCUAG